GUGGUGGAGGCCGAAAUUGAGCCCGAUCGCAUGGGAGAGUUCUUGGCUAUGAUCCAAGCCAACGCAGAGGGUUCACGCAAGGAACCAGAAUGCUUGAGAUUCGACGUGAUUCGCUCGCAAGAUGCGCAAAACAAGUUUUUCUUUUACGAAAUCUACAAAAAUCCUGACUCCAUUAAUCAUCACAAAGCGCAGUCGCACUACAAG
Molecule: messenger RNA, 204 nt
Organism: Phaeodactylum tricornutum CCAP 1055/1
Lineage: Eukaryota; Bacillariophyta; Bacillariophyceae; Surirellales; Neidiaceae
Exons: 1
Molecular function (GO): catalytic activity
Source: RefSeq, a predicted model, not a curated record